AUGCCGCCACGCAAGGAAAAGAAGAAACAAGCCAGUGAUGCUAUUGCUCCUGCGACCGUUUUGGUUUCGAAUUCAGUCAAGUUAGAUACACGCCCAGUCCAGCCAGCGGAACUCACAGACGACCAUGCUCUUAAGAUCGAACAGCUUAAUGCAGCCCUCUUACCGGCCAAGAUCGGGAUCGGCAAAAUCAAUAACUUGAAGCUUGAGAACAAGCUGAUCUUUGGCGUAUACAACGAUCGCCCUGAAAACACGAGUGAAAUAAACAAGAUGGUCACCUCAUUCGAAUUCAAUGGCAUCCAAGCGUUCUCAGAGCCGAAUGCACUCCCGAUCAUCAUCGAUCGCUUGCGGUUGUCUUCUGAUCAGAUGUUCGAUGGAGAGUGGGACCAGCGGAAUACGUUGAUGCAGGUAGAAUUCAGUGACACCGAACCGAUAGUGCUGGCAUCAGGGCAACACCGUGUCGCAGCAUUGAGAAAACUGCAGAUCUCAUACUUGGAUGAAGACAGCUCGCUCAGCAAGCGUUUGAAAGAGCUCGAAAACUUGAAAGAACCCACCAAGGAUGAUGCAGAAGAGCAUAGUGCGGUUCGAAAAAAACUGGCCACAGUCAAGGGCCAUAUCAACAUAGUCGGGGAGUGGGGUGUGAUCCUGUAUGACCAAGACAUCCUCCUUGCUGAUGGCACGGAGCUCGCUCACCACUUGAGUCGCAAUCAGAACCUGCACGUUUAUAAGGAAACAGCGGAGGAAGUCAUUGUUGCGACGUUCAGGACCAUCGGUGAUGAAUACAAGCGAGCCAGGGAAGAAGCUGCACUGAAAGUCCUGGAAGAUUACUACAGCAGACCCACGCAUAAGAAGGCUUCGAAUAUAACGCGAGUCCUCAAGAAUCAGAGGUUGGUGAUGACCCUCGCAAUGGACCUGCACCCCAUGGGCUCCCACUACCGCUGCCGUCGCAAAUUUACCGUUCGUUGGCUUGGGAAGUCAAUAUCGGUCACUAUGGGAAUGUAUUCCAUAUAUAUGUCGACUGGCGUAGAUCUGUUUCGACGUCUGGCAUCAAAGGAUGCGUUCCCGUCGUACAAGCUGAUUGACACCUUGAUUACUAGAUCUCUGAAGGAUGACGCCACCAUGCGUCCACUGUGGCUGAAUAAAUUGGCGGACCUGUGCGAUGAGAUCGUGAAUGGCACACCUGGCGACCCAAAGAUUUUCAUCCCUUACCUCACUGACAUCGACGACUCAGCAUCACAGUGUUUUCGGACGUACAAGGGCACGUUCGGUACUUGGAACUCAAAUUACCUGGAGGCCCUGAAAAGUUACGAGGAUCAAGUCCACACUGCACUCCACGACGGAUGGAUCCUCCGCAGCGAAAGUUUGGAAGACAAAGAAUGGCUCGACGUAGUAUUGGCGCGGAUAUUACUCUGGUUGACGCCGAUCCCAAAUGUUCACAUGCCCAUGCCAUUGAUGACGGGCAUGGUGAUGGACAAGGUCCACAACGAGCUGGAAGCCGUCAAGUUGGGGUACACCGAGAUGUCGGAUUUGCGUGAAAUCAACCCCUCAACUCACGCAAAUUUGCAGAUGUCGGAUUUUGUCAUAUUCCGUGCCUAA
Suillus clintonianus is the source of this 1593-nucleotide messenger RNA. RefSeq lists its product as uncharacterized. The transcript has 5 exons. Lineage: Eukaryota; Fungi; Basidiomycota; Agaricomycetes; Boletales; Suillaceae. The record is from RefSeq and is a predicted model, not a curated record. Bases 1 to 1593 code for a protein of 530 amino acids.